This is a messenger RNA of Ochotona princeps (American pika), 2666 nucleotides long. It is a transcript of the gene TNFAIP2, whose product is annotated as TNF alpha induced protein 2. Gene Ontology annotation, cellular component: exocyst. NCBI's taxonomy places the organism in Eukaryota, Metazoa, Chordata, Mammalia, Lagomorpha, Ochotonidae. Gene Ontology annotation, molecular function: SNARE binding. The transcript has 12 exons. Gene Ontology annotation, biological process: exocyst localization; exocytosis. The coding region runs from base 228 to 2279 and encodes 683 amino acids. The record is from RefSeq and is a predicted model, not a curated record.
UGUCUGGGGGACCCCGGACGGCCCCGCCGCGCCGGGCAGGGGGAGUCUGCGCCCCUGCGCUCCCCGCCCGCUCCGGCGCUGCGCUCUGGCCGCUGCGCCUCCGCCCGCGGGUUUUCCGCGGCCGCCGGGGCGGGCAGGGCCGGGGGUGGGGCCUGCGGCUAUUUCAGGCGGCGCCGUGCGGGACCCGGAGCGCGGCGGCCGGAUCUGGAUGCAGCACACGCCAGGGGAUGCUGAAGAUAAUGACCUUCCUCCGAGACCCUCUCGGCCAGCAGUCUGUGCCAGGAGUCCUCGACUUCCUGGGGAGCCCCCAGAAGCUGCGCUCUACCUCCGAAGCCUCCAUGUCUGAGGCCUCCUCCGGCGACCUGGUGCCCCAGGACAAGGAGGAGGAGCGGACAGCCAAGAAGAAGCCCAAAACGCUGGCCAGCAUGUUCAGCGUGUUCACCAAAGGGAAGAAGAAGAAGAAGCAGGGCCAGUCCAGCUCCGCCGAGUCCACCGGCCAGGCCAGGCCAGGGUUGCAGGGACCCCCGCCCACGGUGGAGGAGCUGAAGGCGACGCUGGAGCACGGGCAGCUGGAAGCGGCGUGGCCACUGCUGGAGCUGGAGAGAGAGCUGCAGGCGGCGGCGGCUGCGGGCGGCACGAGCGCCGAGGAGCUGGUGCGGCGCCAGAGCAAGGUGGAGGCCCUGUACGUGCUGCUGCGGGACCAGGUGCUGGGUGUGCUGCGGCGGCCGCUGGAUGUGCCGGCCGAGCGGCUGCGCCUGGCGCUGGCCGUGCUGGCCGAGCAGGAGCGCGAGGACGCACAGGUGGCGGCAGAGCCUGCGCCCGGGGCGGCGGCCCUGGCGCCCACGCGCCCACGCGGCUGGCUGCAGCUGUGGCGGCGCGGCGUGGCCGAGGUGGCAGCCGAGCGCCUGGGCCAGAGGCCGGCCGCGGGCAGCACCGACGGCCGCUCGGAGGCCGAGAGCGCCUUCCUGCACAUGGGCCGCACUAUGAAGGAGGACUUGGAGACUGUGGCCGAGCGCCUGAAGCCGCUGUUCCCCGCCGAGUUGGGCGUCAUGGCCACCUACGCCCGGUGCUACCACGAGCACUUCGCUGCCCACCUGGCUGCCCUGACAGAGUUCGAGCUGUGUGAGCGGGACACCUACAUGCUGCUGGUCUGGGUGCAAAACUUCUAUCCUAACGAUAUCCUGAGCAGCCCCAAGCUGGCAGGUGAGCUGCAGGGGCUGCAGCUGGGCAGCCUCCUGCCCCCGAGGCAGAUCCAGGUGCUGGAGACCGCUUUCCUGUCCAACGAGGUGGCCAACAUAAAGGAGCUAAUGGCCCGCGCCCUGGAGGUGGAGUCGCAGCGCUGGGCCGAGGGUGCGGCCCCCCAGAGGCUGGACGGCCGCUGCCACAGCGAGCUGGCCAUCGACGUCCUCCAGAUCGUCUCCCAAGGCCAGACCAAGGCCGAGAGGAUCACCCCUGAGCUGGGCUCAGUGAUGAAGCAGAUACUGCUGGCGGAGCUGACCAACUUCCUGCAGAGCUACCAGGCCAGCUUUAAUGACUUUCUGGAGCAAGGCAGACAGCUGGGAAAUUACAGGGCCAAUGUCAUGGCCAACAUCAACAACUGCUUGUCCUUCCGGACAUCCAUGGAACAAAACUGGCAGAUCCCACGGGACCCCCCAAGCCACCUGCUGGCCCCCCUGAACGAGCUCAAGAGCCGUGGCUUUAACGCACUGCUCCAGACACUGUUCUUGGAACUAAAGCCGCUGUUCAAAAGGCUCACACAGACGCGCUGGGCGGCCGCAGAGGAGAUCUUGGAGGCGAUCCUCGGCUCCAUGGUGGGCAGACUGCCUGAGUUCUUGGAGCUACACGACUGCUUCCGGGAGGAGCUCAUGGAGACUGUCCACCUGCACCUGGUGAAGGAGUACAUCACUCGUCUAUGCAAGCGGCGCCUGGUGUUGAAGACGGCCGAGCAGCAGCAGCAGCUGGCCAGGCACGUGCUGGCCAAUGCCGAGCUCAUCCACGGCUUCUGCACUCAGAACGGUUCCCCUGCAGCCUGGCUGCAUCACGCCCUGCCAACCCUAGCUGAGAUCAUUCGCCUGCAAGACCCCAGUGCCAUCAAGAUUGAGGUGGCCAUGUAUGCCACCUGGUACCCCGACUUCAGCAAGGGCCACCUGAGCGCCAUCCUGGCCAUCAAGGGGAAUCUGUCUAGCAGUGAGGCCAGGAGCAUCCGGAACAUUCUGGACGUCAACACGGGGGUGCAGGAAUCCUCCAGGUCCUUGUUCUCAUUGAUAAAUGUUGGUUAGCUCAGCCUGCCCCGACCGAGCACAGAGCAGGCUGCUCUGGAAGCCGUCCACACCGACACUGCCCCCACAACCCCUUUUGGCCAACACACAGGCGCUGGAAUUAGACAGACCUCUGGUGGAGCAAGGGCACCCAUUAAGGGGUGCCCCCAAGGUGAUGCCCAAAAAAGUCCUUCUAGAACCACAGUUGGUGGAGUGUGCAUGGGACUGAACCAAGAGGGAGGGUGUGGCCAGGACCCUCACACAAUUAGCCUCACCACCAUCCCUCUCGUGGGUGGUCCUCAGCGUCCCCUCCAGAUCCCCGGAGCCAAGAACCAAGCAUCGCCCUCCCUGUUUCCCUCAGGCUGUGUGCAUGGCUUGAAACGGGCUCUGCAGGUCUGGAGUCAAAGA